AUGCCACCCAAAAAUAAGGCACCAAACAAGGGAGUAUCGUCAGCUGCAAAGGAAAAGGAACAAUUUGGUGACGCAUCUCUUGAGCAAGAAGUCGACGAUGAUUGCGAGGAAUUCGAUCCUUAUGAAUUGUUGCCAGAACCUCAGCCUCAAGUCAAGCAAAAGCAGAAGAACGGGAAAGCAAAGAAAGGGAAUGCAAAGAAGAAGAGCACCGACGAUGAAGAUGAGGAUGGUUACAUGUCUGGAGACUCGCUUAACGAAAUGAACAAAUCAAAGAGACUGAAUACCAUUUCAAAGUACAAUUUUGACGUGAUUCUCAACGAUCCGGCUUUCGACACCCCUGAAGCACGCAAGCUUUAUAAGGAAAUGGAGUCAGAAGAAUUCACCAUGGAAUAUUAUGACUCAACGGGAAUCGAAUGUCCUUUACGUUUUAACUGUGAUCCCGUAAAGCUGGGAAUGAAAAUACCAUCAUCAACGCUGACAGUAGAUGAAGUCAUGGAGCUUGUUGAUCCAGACCUAAUUCUUCAGGUGGUCCAAGUGUCGGAUCAAAGUCCAAAAUUUAUGACAGCAAGAGAAUGGGUUGUGUACUACAACACACCGGCUGAGCAAAAGAAGGCCAUUUACAAUGUUUUGUCACUGGAAUUCGACCAAACACGCCUUCGCGACCUUGUAGAAAGUCCUGCUUUGGUACGAAUGAUCGACUGGCUUCAAAAAUGGCCGAAAAACCGACGAGAUAUCGCACAUAAGCCGCUUAACGACAAUACUUACAAAAUUGAUAGCACAUACCCGAAAAUCUCCUAUUACUGUCUCAUGUCGCCAAACAAAUCAUACACGGAUUUUCAUGUCGACUUUGGUGGGUCAUCGGUGUGGUACCACGUGCUUCGUGGUCAAAAGAUUUUCUGGAUUAUCGAGCCAACGGAAACAAACUUGUGCAUGUAUGAAGAACAUUUAAAGCACCAGGAUCAAACUGGAUUCUUUGGUAACGUGGUCGAUCGUUGUGCAUGCGUCGUGCUGAAGGAAGGGGAAACACUCGUUAUUCCAGCAGGAUGGAUUCACGCAGUGUACACGCCAGCCGAUUCGAUCGUUUUUGGAGGAAACUUUCUUCACGCGUUGGCUGCAUCAAUGCAAAUUAGGAUUAUUCAGAGUGAAAAUCGUGUCAAAAUUGCUCCACAGUAUCGCAUUCCGUUUUUUGAGGAAGUGCAUUUUUACGCCAUCGCAGACUUUGUUGAAAAGGCUACAGGACGCCGUUAUGCUCGGCCAUUGCUCACAUUUACUGAGGAUACUGUUUUAGCACAAAGGCAUGCUUAUUUCGAGGAACAAGUUGAUAAUGAAAGUGAAAAGUACACCUCGGAUCUCGCAAAGAAGAGAGAAACUGAUUUACGUUUUUUCAACGAGAUAUUCAACCAUGCAAGAGAGACGAUUUUUUAUGAUUCAGGGGCUGUUGAAAAGUUACCUGAAGAACCUCUGAUUGGGGCCACGUCUGUUCAUCGUUUUCCGAUUGAUGCUGCGACGGAUGGAGAAAUUGGAUACGAUGAAAAUUUCAUACAGAAAAUCACUCCUCGUGCCCUUGCUGAGUUACAAGUUCUUUACGAUUACAUGUACACUAAGCUGAAGGUUCAAGUACCUGAAGGAAUAACACGACCAGCAAGCCUUCUCAACUGCUUUGAACAAAUCCUGCUUUAUCGGGAGACGGAUCUUAAUCGACUUGGUACGCCAAUUCCACAACCAAUUGCAGUUUACAAGCGUCGGAAGAAACAACAGAAUAAGAAGAUGCCUCCAAAGAAAGCAAAAAAUGCGCGAAAUGUGGUUAAAUCGGAGUCACCGAUGGUUGAGGAGAAGCCGAAGGGAGGAAAGGCAGCAAAAAAUACACCAUCAGCCGCAGCAGCAUCAUCUCAUUCAAUUCAAGACGACGAGAAUGAUUUCGUUUUGCCUCAAAAAUUGGAGAUGAAGAUCGUAAUCCCAUGUGAAGACAGCGAGUACAACGAGCUUUCAAAGGCGCUGAAAGAACAAGAGAAACUCUCGGAGGCUCUUCACAUUGAGCUAACUGCACUCGAACCAAGUGAAGAAUCAAAAGAUGAACAACCGAGUCCAGAGCUGAAUGGCGUAUCGAUGGUUAGCGAACUAGCACCAGAACUGGAAUCAAUUGAUCAGAAACUUGACGUCGAACAAGUUGAUGAAAAGACGCCAACGCUCACUGAACCUGAGAUGCUUCGAAUCCCAGUCGGUCGCAUUCCACUGAAGAGCAAGAAACCACCAACCUUGGGAGGCACUGAGGCAAAGAAAGAGCCGAAGAAAGAAGACGAUGAUGAUGAUCAACGGGAAAAGGAAAUGAAACGAAUGCUUCGGAAACGGCCACAGCAUUCAAUGAACGAAUUGAGCGAUGAAGAGGAUGAGAAACUACCUUCUGAUCAUAUGGCAAAGAAACGCUUCCAAGAUGACAAUCGCAAGAUUGUUCGGGCGCCACCUCCAAGAAAACAAAAAAUGACAAAGGAAGAGGAGCCACAAAGGGAAGUGAAACAAGAAACAAAAGAUGGCGAUGCUCCUGUUGAGACGGAAACGGAACGAUCGAAACGAUUUGAACGGGAAAAGGAGCUGAAGAAAUUGAAGAAACACCGCCCAUCGGCAUCGUUUGAGGACGCUUUGAAAGAUCCAAAGGGCAAAUCUAAGUCAAAAUACAAGAAAGAAGAGAAGUCGCUUUUUCAAAAUGGAAUGCCCGUAAUGGCUGGAAAGGAAUUGCAAGAAGCUCGAAAUAACAUUUACGACUUCCGUCCUCUUGACACGAUCACCGCACUUGGAAAAGCUCCUCUGGAAAGUGCUUAUCGCAAAAGCAACAACAAUCGGCUCAAUCUCAUCAAGCCACAGACGAACACCCACAAGUACAAAAAUAUGACCGCCAAGGAUUGUUUGCUGGAUAACGUUGGUGAAGAGAGCAACACAGUGGAAGAAGAAAAGGAAGCAUUCAAAUCCAAGGAUGAAGCUUUUGAUUCUUUUGCAGAACCGUUGAAUGUUUCGGUUUCUGGAACUCCAGCUUUCUCGGUUAAUUCUCCUGGAACACCAAAACCUUCUGGAUCGAGGGCUAUGUCUUCUAUUUCAUCUCCACAUGAGAGCUCAAAACGUCGUCUUUCGGUCAGCAGCACUUCGUCGUAUGGAACUGAGAGCGGAUUCGAGAACGCCAAAACGCCUGAAGAUCCGCCCGGAAAACUUGCCGAGAAGCGCCGUCCCAGCUAUUUGCCUGUGCUGAAACCAACCAUUUCUCCAAUUGCGACUCCCGCUUCACAGCGUUUCCCACCGGUCGAGAAGAAAGAGCAACGGGAUAAGGAGAAGGGAAAGAUCGCAACGCAAAAGAAAUCGGACACAACAACACUCACUUUCACGCUCAGCGAGAAUCCUCACGCCUACGCUGCGGAACGUCUCGCUCAGAUGGGAAGUUGUUUGAUGCAAUUGAGUGCGAACACGAAGGAAAUGGCUCAAAUCGAUUCUUCAUCUGCA
This is a messenger RNA of Mesorhabditis belari, 3486 nucleotides long. The record is from the annotation of a GenBank genome assembly. Lineage: Eukaryota; Metazoa; Nematoda; Chromadorea; Rhabditida; Rhabditidae.